UCAAAUUUAUUUACGGAUUUUUAUUUUGGGAUAAAAAAUACUUAACUGUUUUUCUAAUUCUUGACAAUAUUACAUAUGUGUUAAUAAUCACCUCAGUGCCGCCCACAGUUAUUUUCACCACUCUUUAUUGAAGAACUAAACUUAAAUUUCAUUUCCUGUUUGUGCAAGUCAUAGUGUUACAGUUAGCAAAUGGAUCACUUGUCAAAGUUGCAAAAAAACAUGGAGGAGCUGAAGAAGCUCUUUGAAACCCGGAUGGCCAACUUUGAGAAAUCCAUCCCCGCACAAGAUUCAGGCGCCCCGGAGGCAGUGUCGGACCAAUUUGAUGAUUUCAAAAGUUUUAUUUGGAAAGCUGUAACGGGCUUGCAGGCUCAGAUGGACCUUGUUUUGCACACCCUUGAGGACAUGGAGACCCGGUCACGAUCCAACAUCCUGCUGCUGCAUGGAGUCCCGGAGGCUCAGGAUGAGGUAGUAGUCGAAAAAGUGACAAGUAUUUGCUGGGAUAAACUUCAAUUGCGAGGUAUAUCAGAGUCUUCCUUUAUAGUCUGCCAUCGUCUUGGGAAGAGUACGUCCAAAAAGAAACCCAGGGCAAUUUUGAUUAAAUUUGUCUGUCUGCGCACCCGGAAUGAUGUGUGGUCAGCAAAGAAACUGCUCAAGGGGUCGGGCUACACGGCCUCUGAGUUCCUCACUAGUGCCCGGCAUGCAGUCUUUGUCGAAGCCAGGCGAGUUUAUGGGGUCAAGGGCAGCUGGACCAGUGAUGGUAAGAUAGUUGUGGUGUGCCCGGAUGGUUCGCGGCGUAAAAUUACUACUCUGGCGGAGUUGCAGGCAUUGCCAACGCCUUCAGGGGUGGCGGCCAGCUCCGAGCAGUCUCAGGAGCAACCUGGAGUGACUCCGCAAUCGUCUGCCGCAGGCGCAGGCGCGACUCCAGCUGGCGGUGCGUCGGCGCAGGUAGUCCCUCGCCCAAACCGGGCCGCAAGGAAGAAGCCCGUUGACCCAUGGUCCCGAUAGUUGUUUAUGUUUAGUUGUAUUAUUUUACUUUUAGUUACCGUAUAA
Cydia strobilella is the source of this 1050-nucleotide messenger RNA. RefSeq lists its product as uncharacterized. Lineage: Eukaryota; Metazoa; Arthropoda; Insecta; Lepidoptera; Tortricidae. The transcript has a single exon. The coding region runs from base 190 to 1005 and encodes 271 amino acids. The record is from RefSeq and is a predicted model, not a curated record.